Messenger RNA from Arabis nemorensis, 1194 nucleotides. Lineage: Eukaryota; Viridiplantae; Streptophyta; Magnoliopsida; Brassicales; Brassicaceae. The record is from the annotation of a GenBank genome assembly.
AUGGUUAUAGACCAAACUGAGAAAGAAAAUGUUGCAGAUGAAGAGCAUGGCCGUUCUACGGCUCCAGAACCUAUGGAUAUCGUGUUGACUUCUACAUCUCAGACAUGUCACAUUCCUAAUUCUGAUGUGCGGAUUUUAGAAGGGCAUACUUCUGAGGUUUGUGCUUGCGCAUGGAGUCCGUCGGCUUCGCUUCUUGCAUCAGGGUCUGGUGAUGCAACAGCACGUAUCUGGAGCAUUCCUGAAGGGUCAUUUAGAUCGCAUACUGCUCGUAGUAUCAACGCUUUGAUCCUGAAGCAUGCAAAAGGAAAGUCAAACGAGAAGAGCAAGGAUGUGACCACUCUUGACUGGAAUGGUGAAGGGACUUUACUUGCAACUGGUUCUUGUGAUGGCCAAGCUAGAAUCUGGACUACAAAUGGUGACCUGAUAAGUACUCUGAGCAAACACAAGGGACCUAUUUUUUCACUCAAGUGGAACAAGAAGGGUGAUUAUCUUCUAACCGGAAGUGUCGAUAGAACUGCUGUUGUUUGGGACGUAAAGGCAGAGGAGUGGAAGCAACAAUUUGAAUUUCAUACAGGUCCAACUCUUGAUGUCGAUUGGCGCAACAAUGUGUCUUUCGCAACGAGUUCAACGGACACCAUGAUCUACUUAUGUAAGAUUGGAGAAACUCGGCCUGUCAAAGUCUUUGCUGGGCAUCAGGGUGAGGUUAAUUGCGUGAAAUGGGAUCCUACUGGUACACUAUUGGCCUCAUGCUCAGAUGAUAGUACUGCUAAGAUAUGGAACACAAAACAACACACCUUUGUUCAUGAUCUCCGAGAGCAUACUAAGGAAAUCUAUACAAUCAGAUGGAGCCCUACCGGACCGGGAACUAACAAUCCUAACAAACAAUUAUCUCUUGCAAGUGCAUCAUUCGACUCAACGGUAAAGCUAUGGGAUGCCGAACUCGGCAAGAUGCUAUGUAGUUUCAACGGUCACAGGGAACCGGUUUACUCACUGGCGUUUAGUCCCAACGGGGAUUACAUAGCGAGUGGGUCUUUGGAUAGAUCAAUACACAUAUGGUCAAUAAAAGAAGGCAAAAUCGUGAAGACGUAUACCGGAAAUGGAGGGAUUUUCGAAGUGUGUUGGAAUAAAGAAGGUAACAAAAUCGCAGCUUGCUUCGCAGAUAACUCAGUUUGCAUUCUUGACUUCAGAAUGUAG